AUGGGCAACACGAUUUCGAUGUUCUUCCCUCCGUCUCCCACAUUCGUGGAGACCGAUGUACCGAAUCAAGCAGGACGAGUUUUUAUCGUCACAGGAGGCUAUUCUGGGGUUGGCUAUGAGCUGAGCCGCAUGAUAUGGCAACGCGGCGGUACUGUCUACAUCGCAGGCCGAGAUGAAGUCAAGGCGCGAGAAGCCAUCUCUGCCAUUGAGAAAGAUACAACGACAGAUUCAAUCGCGGGCGGCUUGCGAUUCUUGAAAGUAGCCCUCGAUGACUUUGUCAGUAUCAAGGCUGCAGCCGACAAGUUCUUGGCGGAAGAGCAACGCCUCGAUGGACUUUUCAAUAACGCUGGGGUCUCCAAUCCUCCCGCCGGCUGGGUAUCAGCGCAAGGUCAUGAAAUGCAGCUCGCAACCAACUGCCUCGGGCCCUACUUUCUCACGAAGCUUCUAAGUCCGCUCCUUAUCUCAACAGCCAGUUCCACCAAAACAAAUGGGUCGGUUCGUGUUCUAUUCACCACUUCAAUCGCCACGCAACUCGGCGCACCAGAGGGCGGGAUAGAUGUGAACACAUUUCUCACGCCGACAAAUGAUCAGCAGGUCAACUACGCCCUCUCAAAGACAUGCAAUUGGUUUCUAGCAGACCAUUUUGCCAAAGAGCUGGGUCCUCGCGGUAUUGUCAGUUUGGUCCUGAAUCCGGGAAACCUGAAGACCCCACUUCUUCGUCACUUCCACUGGGGUGUCGGGGCUUUGGUCUCACCCCUGCUGUAUCAUCCUCGAUUCGGAGCUUACACAAACCUCUGGGCUGGUUUUUCGCCAGACGUUACGCUCGAGGAUGGGGGGCGGUGGGUUGAGCCAUGGGGUCGAUUCCACCCAAACCCUCGCGCAGACAUCAUCAAUGCGAUGAAAACCAAGGAGGAAGGGGGGACAGGGCAGGAAGCCGCACUGAUCGAAUUUUGCGAGACGGCCAUAUCUGACUAUUCUUGA
Colletotrichum gloeosporioides is the source of this 981-nucleotide messenger RNA. RefSeq names its product putative oxidoreductase. Bases 1 to 981 code for a protein of 326 amino acids. The record is from RefSeq and is a predicted model, not a curated record. The transcript has a single exon. Lineage: Eukaryota; Fungi; Ascomycota; Sordariomycetes; Glomerellales; Glomerellaceae.